CGUAGGAGCAAUGUUUAUGCCCUUAGGUAUAUUCCUUUUUGGUUGGACAAGUAAAGCAUCUAUUCAUUGGUUCCCGUCAAUGCUUGGUGCUGCAUGCUUUGGUUUUUCGGCCUAUAUGGGUUUUCAAACUUUAAUGUCGUACUUAAGUCAUUCUUUCAAAAGAUACGUUGCUUCGGUUAUGGCUGCAAAUAACUUUUUCCGUUCUUUAAUUGGUGGUUUGAUUUGCUUAAGUGCUCAUCCCCUAUAUAAUAAUUUGAGUGCAAAUAGUCCAAACUACCCCGUUGGUUGGGGUAGUACAAUUCUUGGAUUUAUUGCAAUUCUAUUAUCUUUGAUCCCUUUGAUUUUUUAUUUCAACGGCCCUAAACUUAGAGCUAGAUCUAAAUUUGCUAAUUAGUCUUUGUUCACAGAUUCAUAUUAAUAUAUAGAAACUAGAUCCAGU
Messenger RNA from Hyphopichia burtonii NRRL Y-1933, 439 nucleotides. RefSeq lists its product as uncharacterized. The record is from RefSeq and is a predicted model, not a curated record. Gene Ontology annotation, biological process: xenobiotic detoxification by transmembrane export across the plasma membrane. Gene Ontology annotation, molecular function: fluconazole transmembrane transporter activity. Bases 11 to 394 code for a protein of 127 amino acids. Lineage: Eukaryota; Fungi; Ascomycota; Pichiomycetes; Serinales; Debaryomycetaceae. The transcript has a single exon.